Pristis pectinata (smalltooth sawfish) is the source of this 4285-nucleotide messenger RNA. Its product is annotated as AP2-associated protein kinase 1-like. Lineage: Eukaryota; Metazoa; Chordata; Chondrichthyes; Rhinopristiformes; Pristidae. The transcript has 16 exons. Gene Ontology annotation, biological process: protein phosphorylation. Gene Ontology annotation, molecular function: protein kinase activity; ATP binding. Bases 359 to 2551 code for a protein of 730 amino acids. The record is from RefSeq and is a predicted model, not a curated record.
AAGUAUAACCAUAACGUUCCUUAUAGCUUAUCCCGGAGCCGGAUGGUGCGCUAUCGGGGGUGCUGAAUGGGCGAAGUUUGUCUGUGUGUGUUGUGAAUGGACACUUCCGCUUCCGGGAGGGGCGGCUCCGGCUCCAGCUCCGGCUGCAGGUUCCCCUCACCGCCUCAGUCUGUCAGGGAUGCGCUGCCGGUCAGCGCCAACGUGAACCGAGCGCUCGCCCGCCUGCCCUUCCGUCAUCUUCAGAGUCGCGAUGCGGUGGGGCAAGGGGUGGGUGAAGUGAGGAGGGGGGAGGAGAAAGCCGGUGGUGGCGGCGGGGGACACGGCGGCGACAUUUUUCCCCCAUUUACCUCACGACACGAUGAAGAAGUUUUUUGAUGCUCGGAGGGAAGGCGCGGCCGUCGCCGCGGCAGGGGGAGGCCAGUCUGGAAACGCCGGCGGGUGGUCGUCCUUCCAGGGGAAGGUGUACACGGUGGGCCGCUACCAGGUCACGGUGGAGGAGUUGAUAGCCGAAGGUGGAUUUGCUGUGGUGUUUUUAGCCAAGACUCCCAGUGGUGUAAGAUGUGCUCUGAAGCGAAUGUAUGUAAACAGUGAACAUGACCUCCAAGUUUGUAAGCAGGAAAUAGCCAUUAUGAAAGAUCUCUCUGGGCAUAAAAAUAUUGUUAACUACCUUGACUCCAGUGUUACCUCGAUGAAUGUUAGUGAUGUAUGGGAGGUCCUUAUUCUAAUGGAAUACUGCAGAGGUGGUCAGGUUGUUAAUUUGAUGAACCAACGGUUGCAUUCUGGCUUUAGUGAAGCUGAAGUGCUGCAAAUAUUCUGUGACACUUGUGAAGCAGUGGCCAGGCUACAUCAAUGCAAACCUGCAAUUAUUCAUAGAGAUCUUAAGGUUGAAAACCUUUUACUUCACAAUAGUGGAAACUAUGUCCUCUGUGAUUUUGGAAGUGCUACAAACAGAUUUGUAUGUCCUCAGAUUGAAAGGGUUGAUGUAGUUGAGGAGGAAAUAAAAAAAUACACAACACUGUCAUACAGAGCACCAGAAAUGGUUAACCUUUACAGCGGAAAGUCUAUUACAACUAAAGCUGACAUAUGGGCACUUGGAUGUUUACUUUACAAACUUUGCUUCUUCACUUUACCAUUUGGAGAAAGCCAAGUAGCCAUCUGUGAUGGAAGUUUUACAAUUCCAGAUAAUUCUAGGUACUCUGAUGAAAUACACAGUUUAAUACGAUAUAUGCUUGAGGCUGACCCUGACAAGAGACCUAAUAUUUAUCAGGUUUCUUUCUUUGCAUUUAAGCUGUCAAAGAAAGUGUGUCCUGUUAAGAAUGUCAAUAAUGUGCAGAUUCCAGUGAAAAUGCCAGUACCAGUAAAAGCUAGUGAAGUUGUUGUUAAAAAGUCUCAACCACGAGCAAGGCUUACAGAUCCAGUACCAACUACAGAAACCUCGAUAGCACCUCGCCAGAGGCCUAAGGCAGGCCAGUCAACUCCAGCUUCGAGUGUUCUGACAAUUCAGCCUGCUGUGACUCCAAGGAAGAGAUCUGCCACACAGUUGGUUUCACAGCCAACAACCUCACAGGUGGUCUCGCAGCCAGUAACCGCACAGUUGGUUUCACAGCCAGCAGGAGCCACAGCUGCAAGUAAUGGGCACAUUGGUCAGUUACAUGGUCAGCAAGCACAAAUCCUGCCAGCACAUCCUCAGCAUCUGCAACCGAAACCACAGACACAUCUCUUACUUCAACAGCAUUGUCUGCUGCACCAACAACAAGCCUAUUUCCAGCAGCAGCAAAUGCUUCAGACAGCGCAGCGCUACCAAAUGAUCCAGCAGGCUCAGCAGCAAAUGAUGCAGAAUUACUAUCUUCAGCAGCAGUAUGCAACAGUCAUGCAGCAGCAAGCAGCUUUGCGGCAGAUGAUGGCACAAGGAUGCAUUCAGCAGCAGAUGACACUGCAACAACACCCACAAACUCUUACACACAUGCAGCAAAAGCUUCAAGUUCACCAAGCUCCACCCCCACCCCAGCAGACAGCCAAACUGUUGUCACUAACGCCACCAUCUUCACCGAAAGUACAACGAGCUGGCCACAGGAGAAUUGUCAGUGACGUCCCUUUCAGCAGCGUAUUUGGAGUGCCCGCAAGUCAUUCCUCUCAACAACUGGCAGAAGCUGCUGCUGAGGCAAACCUUUAUAAAUCUAAGUCAGCCUCUACAAGUCCUGCAGUAUCCCCCAAAACUUCACAGCAAAAUAUUUAUAAUCCACCAGAUAUCUCUACGUGGAAUCCAUUUGGUGAUGACAAUUUUUCCAAGCUAACAGCAGAGGAGCUUCUAGAUAAGGAGUUUGCUGAGCUACGAAAGGAUAAAGAUGUAGAACUGAAGAAAGUACCAACUGAAAAUGUAGCUCCAGGGUUUCCUUCUGGCAUGACUCUGCCCCAAACAGACAUGUUUGGGGCAUCACCCUUUGCAUCAGGGACAGGUGGUCAUUCAAAGAACCGCAGUGGGAGUUCAGAGAACGGUCUUCCUGGUUUAGCUAGGUCUUUACUGCUUGUGGAUCACCUUAUAGACCUUUAAUGCCACUUCCAAUAGACUAUCUGCGUUUAAAAUUACCUGAACCUUGCAGUAGAAAUCAAUCCAAAGAAAGCAUGGUAAAGUCAGUAGCAUACCUCAGUUGAAUGCAACGCCACCGAGACAUGAUUGUAACAAGAUGCAGUGGAGAUGCUACUAAAAAGACCGUUCCAUCAAGGCUUUCCUUUACCUUCUAUCUGCCUGUGCACCGUUAAUAUGCAUAUACAAGAAAAACUGCUUGGACUUCCCUCGAAUUUUCAAAACCUGCUGAAAUCCUCUUGCAUUGAAAUGUUACCCUGCAGGACCUUGGCUCGAUAUACCUCAGCAUUUUUGACCUUUUGUAUGGUAUAACUGCACUGCUGCAAUGCCCUUUACUUUUGCAGAGUGAUCAGCUGAUUUGGAAAUGAGCUUUAGCUUCUUUGAGUUUUUUUUUCAUUUGGUUUUGUAGCUUUGAAACAAUUUAAACUAACACUGCCUGGAUUCUACUACUGAAUGUUGUAGUGGCAUUGAGGUCAAAUUGUUUUCUCCUGUGACAAUUACAUAACUAAUAUGGAAAUGUGCUGCUCAUUUUGCAAUGUAAUGCUUUAAUUGCUUUGCCUUAGUUUGCAAUGAAUUAACUAUGUUCAGUUACUUGAGCAUUUUUGAUUUUAUCUUUUUCUGUUAAGGUACUCCAUUUUCAUUUUUGCAUUGGAAAAACAUACAAGUUGAAUGUGGAUAGCAGAACAUCACCUAUUUAGCUAUUUCAGUUUAAUUCCCUUUUGUUAGCAGUUUUAACUUGAGAUGCCUGUCUUCAGUGGUGUUCAGACACAUGGGUGAAGUGUCAUCCAAUCACAUAGGGCUAGGCAGCAGUGAGUAUGAAAGCUCAGUGUUGUGCACAAGUAAUCUUCUGUAACAGGAUUUAAAAUUUGCCUUUUAUUUGCAGCAAGCCACUAUUUUCUAUGAAUGAUAAAGUAACUACAGUUAAAUUUCUAAAAUGUGUGUGUUAUAUGCUCACUUUGUCUAAUUCUGCCUUUCUUGAAUUCUCUUUGUAAUCACAUUAAUGAAGGGCUUAGGAUUUUUUUUAGCCUGGGUGUAACUAAACCCUUAAUUUAUUGCACAACUGUUUAACAAGAAAGGAAAUUAUUUUGUCUUUAAUUUGGUGUGGAAUCUGGCUUCUAAUUUCAGUAGGUUUGGAAGUGAUCACAUUUUAUAGUAAAGCUUUUUUUUUCAAUUUAAAUAAGAAUCAACUACGAUUAACUUUUCAUAGAAUCAUUAACCAACGUAGCUGUAAACAAGCUCCAAAAUAGAAAAUUAAUCAUCUAAAUCACAGGUUUUGUGUAUCUAAAUUGGGUGGUGAGCUGCUUCAUAAUGUAACUUCACUGAUUUUAACAAAAAAAAGUGAAAGCAAAGUUACAAACUCUAAGCUACAGGGUUAAGAUAAUGAUGGAAUAGUUACUUUCCGGAUGUCUCUAAUGCCUAAUGUGAGGACUGUUAUGUGUCACUGUGCACAAUGUUGACUAUUUAAUAAAUUGCUUUGUUUUGACAGGGAUUUCAGAAUAUUAACCUGUGCACUAUAUUUUUUCAUUCUGUUUAAAUCUCGGGAAGUAACCUGCUUCCCUGUUUAUCUCUCAGCCAUGACUGGAAUAGUUGCAUUGUUUCUCUACUAAUUUCGAAUGUCCUACCUUUUAGUGUGAAUGACUGCAACCAACAGAUGACUAUAACAUGAUUAUUUAAAGCACUGUAAAUAAAUUUUAAAACAUU